AUGAGAACACAAGGCGUCGAGCACAAAUACAUUCGCCUGAUCAGAAAUGUUUAUAACAACAGCACUUCGUGUAUUCAACUGGAAAAGAAAGGUGACAUAUUCAGAAUACAAAAAGGUGUGAGAUUCGCGGACGAUAUCGUCCUGUUCGCCAAGUCUCCAGAAGAGCUAGAUGUCAUGAUCAAUGAACUAUCCCAAGAGAGUCUGAAAGUAGGACUAGGCAUGAACCUAGAGAAGACUAAACUAAUGACAAAUGGAGAAAAACAUGUUAUUAUGGUUGGGGAAAACACCAUAGAAUAUGUAGAAGAAUACAUCUACUUAGGACAGAUUAUAUCACCUCAUGACGCAAUUGAGAAGGAAGUAGAAAGAAGAGCUGUAAACGGAUGGAAAAACUUUGCUCUAGGCUGGUACCCACAAUAUGAUCUAGAAAAAGCUGAGGAACAUUUCGCUGAUUUUAUAGAAAAAUAUGAUAAGAAAUACGAAAGCGCCGAAGAAAUCCAGAAGCGAUUUGAGAUAUUUAAGAAAAGAUUGGAAAACAUUAACGAGUGGAACAAAAAUAAUAAAUAUACAAACGUGUGGUAUGCUGUUAACCAAUUUGCCGAUCAAGAAGAAUUGAAGCCGUUAGAUCAAUCUGCAAUUAGAAACACAACAAAAGUUAUCGAAGUGGAAAAGGAAUUUAUUUUAAAUGCCCCAGAUGAGCUGGAUUAUCGCAACCAAAAUCUAGUCACGGAAGUAAAAGAUCAGAGCACUUGUCUGAUUUGCUAUGUUUUUGCCGCUAUAGGGGCGGUUGAAGGUAUGCAUGCCAAAAAGUCCGGUGGAGACCUUCAGUCAUUAUCAGAGCAGCAAGUUUUAGACUGUACUUCAGCAGUGUGCGAACAUGGGGGAAUGCCAGUGGAUGCAUUAAAUGAAAUGGCUGGUAAAAAAUUAAUGACAGAGUUGGAUUACCCUUUUACUCCAAAAAAAGGAAAUUGCCGCGCCGACCCUAGCAAAGGCAAAGUCAAUGUUAACGGAGGAACUGUUAUUAAUACCCCCGACAUUGAAUCACUAAAAGGAGCUCUUUAUGGGAAUGGUGCCCCCAUUGUUGUUGGAUUAUACGCGGGAUCUCAACUUCAGGCAUGUACCGGUCCGGGAGUAUGUAGCCCAAACGAUUGUACAGCAGGUCAACAGCUUAAUCAUGCCGUUUUGCUGAUAGGGUAUGGCAAAGAUGCAGCAAGUGGCAAGUCUUACUGGCUCUUUAAAAACUCCUGGGGUACGGGCGUUGGUGACCAAGGCUUUUUCAAGUUGGACAUGAGUUGUCCGUGCGGCUUAGGAUCGGCAUACACGACUACUGCUGAUGCUGAUUAA
Molecule: messenger RNA, 1341 nt
Organism: Leguminivora glycinivorella
Lineage: Eukaryota; Metazoa; Arthropoda; Insecta; Lepidoptera; Tortricidae
Product: crustapain-like
Exons: 7
Coding region: 1-1341 (446 amino acids)
Cellular component (GO): lysosome
Molecular function (GO): cysteine-type endopeptidase activity
Source: RefSeq, a predicted model, not a curated record